Molecule: messenger RNA, 366 nt
Organism: Trypanosoma grayi
Lineage: Eukaryota; Euglenozoa; Kinetoplastea; Trypanosomatida; Trypanosomatidae
Exons: 1
Coding region: 1-366 (121 amino acids)
Source: RefSeq, a predicted model, not a curated record
AUGCGCCGAACGUUUGUCUCGUUCAAUAAGGAUGGUAGAGCAGAAGACCGUCUGGACGGUUUCUACCCUGCACUGCAAGUUCCGAAAGACGAGUUUAUGGCUAGGCGCCUUGAGCUGGUUGAGGGGGAGGAGAAUGUUUUUCUCGUCGAUGAGGACUUGGUGCUUAACCACCUAUUGGCCAGUAGCUCUUUAAAGUAUGAUGGGAAAACAGAUGCCCUGCAAGGUGCUUCUGCCGUGACGGCUCAGCCCAAUGGCGGUGUUUUACUUUCAUUAGAUUUGCUGCGUGACGAUUUUGGUGGCCGACAGACAAAGGAGCCUUGCUACAGUGAUUGGGACUCAAAGGUGCUUGCGUUCCGUGGGGAGUGA